Lucilia sericata (common green bottle fly) is the source of this 1555-nucleotide messenger RNA. RefSeq names its product 32 kDa beta-galactoside-binding lectin. NCBI's taxonomy places the organism in Eukaryota, Metazoa, Arthropoda, Insecta, Diptera, Calliphoridae. The transcript has 3 exons. The record is from RefSeq and is a predicted model, not a curated record. Gene Ontology annotation, molecular function: galactoside binding; carbohydrate binding. Bases 534 to 1499 code for a protein of 321 amino acids.
UAAUAUACAACUUUUUUUUGUUUUUUCCCUUUUUUGUGACAUGAAACGAUUAGAUAAAAUUUCAACUGUUUAUUCUAGUAGAGCUAACUGAUAAGGCACGCCAACAACAAAAAUAAUAAUAAUAAUAGUACAACAAAUAUUUAAUAUUGAUAGACGGACGGACGGACCUAGAGGUUUACGGAAUUAGUAAGACAACAUACAAACAACAACAUUUGAAGAAAGAAAAACUAAAAACAAAAAUAUUUCUUUACUUUAAAAUUCUGAAUUUAGUUGUAUUCCAGACAUUGGUGUUUAAUAUCGAUUCGUAUAAAAAAGUGAGCGCGAGCGGGAGGUUAAAGUAUUGUGCCGGUUGAUCAGUAGCAAGUUCAAUUAUACUAUAUUUUGAAAAUCAAUUUGUGUGGAAAGUGUAAAUUUAAUAUUGAAUGAAUUAAUACAUCAAUUGUUAAGACAACAACAAUAUAAGUAAAAAAAAUAACUUUGUCUGAAUUUAUUAUAAUAAAUAAUAGUGAAUAUUAAGAAAACAGAAAUUAAUAAUGUUGACAGAAUUUGCUGGUAAUUUGGCCCAUCAUUUAGAAUUUGGACAUGCCUUGGAAAUUGUUGCAAAAACUAUCGAUGGAGCUUCUCGAUUCAAUUUAACUUUAGCCACCGCCAAAUCUGUCAUUAAUCCUAAUGCUGACAUUGGUUUACGAUUUACAGUGUAUUUUCGAGACGAUUGUAUAGUGCGAAAUGCACGCAUCAACGGGGUGUGGGGUGAAGAGGAAAUAAAAAAUAUUGACAAUUACUCCUUGCCAAAUCCCAUAACAUCAGGAGACUUUUUCAUGAUCUAUAUUUUGGCAUGUGAAGAAAAAUUCCACAUUUCUAUUAAUAGUCGCCCGUUUUGUACAUUUAAAUAUCGUUUGCCACUGGAAUCUUUAAGAUCACUAGAAUUACGCGAUCAAAUACAAGUUAUAAAACAAAUAGAUCAUCGUACAGUAUUUCCAAAUCCUUGGCCUGCUAUCCACACAUCGGAUUAUUUUAAAGCCUUUAGUAAUGAUGCUCCCAUAUUAUAUAGUCCUGGACAUGUUAUUGUAAUAACAGCACGUUGCUUUGAUAAUAAAAAGGGACAAUUUAUUAUUAAGUUUAUGGAAUCGGAUAGUAAACGUGAAGAUUUCCAUUUUAGUGUAAGGUUUGAUGAGAAGGCAGUGGUGCGUAAUAGUCAUGAUAAAAAUUUCAAAUUUGGUCCGGAGGAGCGCCAUGGCGGUUUUCCAUUUGUCUUCAAUCAACAAUUUAAACUUGCCAUUGCCUUUACGGAAAAGGAAUUCUUAACUGCCGUGGAUGGUUACAAUUUCUGCAGUUAUGCCUAUCGCCAGCCAAAUAUGUUACAAAAUCUUGUUGGUUUUAAGGUGACCUGCAUUAAUGGUCUGCAUAUGCAUGUCACCGGUGUGGAUCACAUACAAAUGGGUGAUGCCUUAUGCACAAGUUUCGAAAAGUAUUCUAGAUUUGACUAUGAAUGUGCCUAAAUUUUUCUUUCUUCUUUUUAAGUAAUUCUUAUUUUAAUAAAUGUUUUUGUAGUUAA